GCACAGCAGUGCGCAGGAGGGGAAUGGGUCCUGCAGCUGCAGCCUGCAGUCACUGCUGCUCUGCUGCUGUGCGGAUCCAGAGGAAAACGCGCUCGAACAGAUCCCGCUAGUCUCCCUCUGGACCGCGGACUGCUCGCAUGUCUUUGCAAAAACUGCCGGGCUCCUUCGGAGUCAUGUUUCCGUCCUUUUCUCUGCCCAUCAAAGCGGAGCGCAGCCGGAAUAAGAAGCGGCUGGAGGCCAGCCUGGCCGGCUUGUGUGAGCUGGAUCUGCUCAAACAGAGGCAGGAGAACCGGGUGAUGAGCGCUCUCUGCCUCGGAGACUGUCCGGCUCCCGGACGGCCGCCAUGGGCAGCCGUGCGCUCAGGGCGCUGCGCCUCGGACGCACCAAACGGAGACGUGCUGGACGCCUUUGGAGACUGCGGCGUCAGCCUCCAAACUAGCAGUCUCCGCUGCACUCCUUGGGGUAUAAUGGCGUCUUUAGAACAGCGGGUGGCAGAGCUGAAGGUGAACUCUGAGGUCAAAUUAGUCGAUUCUUCUGCUGAGCUGGAGAAGAGCCAGACGGGUUCAGAAGAUGUCCUUGCAGCCAAGCAAGAUGGAUCUCACGAAUCACAUUACCACCCCAUCAUCCCUCAUUCCUUUUCAGGUCCUGAGGGAAUCCUUGAGACAGAAACAGUGGACACAUGGCACUCAGACAUAGUAAGAGGAGCACCAGAGAUAAAAGAUGACCUUACUCAAGACGUUUAUCAAGAAGUCCAAAAGGUAGAAACCUAUAUUUUUGGAUUAGUACAACGUCGAGUCUUACUCCCCCGCUCUUCCAAGCCUCGCACCAGCUUGGCACAUGACACCCGUGGAGUCAGUGUGGCAAGGCAAAGUAGUUUGUGCUAUAAGGAGGACCAACACUCGCCAAAGCAAGUAGCUGUUCAAGGUUUGCCAGAGAGCCUCACAUUGUUGCAGCCUUCAGAAGAAACUGUUCCACAGGCUUGCCAUAACAUGGAUCAGGACCAUUACAUAGGAUUUGGGUUCACUGAUGGGUCUCCACCCUCGUAUCACCUCCAGCAAAGUGUUCAGCAUCAACCAGGGCUUUAUCACAAACCCAGGCAUAGCCCCCUGGUGAAUGACCCCCAUUCAAACCCAAUGGAAUAUCCAUCUUGCAGGAUGAUACAAACCCAACCUGACUCCAGCAAUAGUGAUCCUGAGUCACCACAACAUUUCCACAACUACCCUUCUUCUCCACCACUGUCAAAGUCUCACCCACUGCCUUCAACUGACGAGCAACUGGUCAAUGCUGAGUACAUCCCAGCCCAACCCUGUCGCGCCUCUACCAGAAGUUAUGCCAAUCACCACUCCAACCCACAUAAGUCCUCUGGGCCACCCAAACACAACCGAAGCACAUAUUCUCCCGAAAGGAGUAAUCAUCAUCUGGAGCAGCAGGCACCAGCUUCUCAGGUCCAACCUUCCAGAUCCAAAGGAGCCCCUAAAAAGUGUCGCUCUAAUGAAGACAAAGGUGGUGCCUCUAGGAAACCAGGAAAGAAGGCAUGUAGGUCUCAGUCAGAAAACAGCCUGCAAAGAGUUCCAGAACGUAAGUACAAUACAGUGGAGCGGGAUGGUGGUGGAAGUGGAAGUGGUAGCAGGGGAAGCCGCAGUAGUCAGUCCAGGAGCAAGAAACAACAACAAGGAAGCGUAAGUUAUCGACGUUGGCAGUCCACGCUUGAGCUCAGCCAAGAUGAGGCAGAUCAGCCACCUAUGCAGGCACCAAUGCAACCCUCUUCAGCUUCAAACCAAAGAGACCAUUGUGUAAGACGUACACGCAAGCCGCGCUUAACACACACAUCAUAUGCCCUCCACCACCACCAAAACCACCAUCACUCCCACCAUCAUCAACACAUGGAAUUCCAGCUAGAGAGAGACCACAUGCCGGUGUGUCCACCCAGUGAGGACUACGGUCAACCUGGUCAAGGUGAAUCUGACUCUAGCACAAGCGAUGCUGACUCUCCAGACUCCAGCUCCUUGACCAGUGACUCAGAUGAAAGUGGAGGUCUGGUUUGGCCCCAACAGCUAUCCCCACAGCUUUCUCUGCCAUCACCCCCAGCUCCACCUGGUGCACCUCUGCAACACAAGGCUUUUGUCAAAAUUAAGGCCUCCCAUGCUCUGAAAAAGAAGAUCCUGCGCUUUCGCACAGGUUCACUUAAAGUAAUGACCACUGUGUAAUUGUGGAUCACUGGCUAAAUUGGACAUGUACAAGGACAGAAAGAGUUACAUUGUGUGUUUGUGGACUUAGAAAAAGCUUAUGAUAGGGUGCCAAGAGAAGAGUUGUGGUAUUGUAUGAGGAAGUCUG
Thalassophryne amazonica is the source of this 2334-nucleotide messenger RNA. RefSeq names its product dishevelled-binding antagonist of beta-catenin 3a (gene dact3a). The transcript is spliced from 3 exons. Gene Ontology annotation, cellular component: cytoplasm. NCBI's taxonomy places the organism in Eukaryota, Metazoa, Chordata, Actinopteri, Batrachoidiformes, Batrachoididae. The record is from RefSeq and is a predicted model, not a curated record. Gene Ontology annotation, biological process: negative regulation of canonical Wnt signaling pathway. The coding region runs from base 138 to 2207 and encodes 689 amino acids.